This is a messenger RNA of Nicotiana tabacum (common tobacco), 363 nucleotides long. Lineage: Eukaryota; Viridiplantae; Streptophyta; Magnoliopsida; Solanales; Solanaceae. The record is from RefSeq and is a predicted model, not a curated record.
AUGGAACUCAUAUAUGAAUUGAGAGGACAUAUGGAGAAACUCCAUCAAGAGAUAUUUGAAAUACGGAGAUCUAUGAAGAGUUGCAUGAACAUGCAAAUGAAAUUACAACGUUCGAUUAAGCAGGAUGUUGCUGCUGCAAUUAGCCAGUUAGGUCAAAAGAGCAGGAGGAAUUCAGAUAAUAAGGGUUCAAAUAGAGGAAAUUGUUGUCUUUGCUGUGAGGAGCCUAUUGAUUCUCUUCUUUACAGAUGUGGGCAUAUGUGCACCUGUUUCAAGUGUGCUCAUGAUUUGCUUAGGGGUACAGGAAAAUGUCCAAUAUGCCGAGAUCCAAUAAUGGAUGUUGUGCGUGCAUAUGCUCAUUCAUGA